Stylophora pistillata is the source of this 887-nucleotide messenger RNA. RefSeq lists its product as uncharacterized. The record is from RefSeq and is a predicted model, not a curated record. Lineage: Eukaryota; Metazoa; Cnidaria; Anthozoa; Scleractinia; Pocilloporidae.
UCAGGUUACGAGGCUAGAACACGUAUGAAGAUCAGCUUUUUAUAGUUAAAGGAGAACAGACCCUCGCUAUGGCGUUGUGCGAUGAUGUAUUUGCUGAACCAAUGCUCGAUACAGAGCAAUAUUUGGAGGAAUACAAGCAGCAACUGAUCAAGCUUGACAAAGAAAAUCUACUACCAGACUUGAACAUGAAGUUGAAGUAUAAAGUUUACUCGAUUCGAGGAAGUGGAUUUGGUGCCCACAAAUCCAUUGUUCUCACUACAAAUGACGCGCAAUUUGUCUCUGUAGAGCUUGGUUUCAUCAAAAUUGACGGUGUCAAGCAUAUUUAUCCCGUGACGACGAAAGUUGAUAAAACUCUGAAGCCUAAGAUGGAAUAUCUUGGGGAGAUCGAAGACACUGGUCAGAAUUUAAUUGGCCAAGCAGUUGCAGUGAUGAGACGUUUUGGAAACUAUUUCAAGUUUUGCAACAACUGCCAGAACUUCUGCAACAUGUACACCGAGGCUAUUGGAUUAAAACGAGCCCGGAGCCUAACGGACAGGGAUAAAGUGGUGAUAGCUGGAAUGAUCGGUGCCAUUAUUGCAUUUCUCUUUGCCUUCAUGCGUUAACUUGAUGGAAUUGUCAGAACCUCUGCAGAUGUUACUUGUAUUUCUAAGUUUGUUUCUUUCAUUUACAUUUUAAGAUUUUAGCUGUAACAAUUACGGAGUUGGAACUUUUUGAACCUAACCGAAACAGAAAGCGGAAACGGCCAUUGAAGACGUUGAUUCAACACCGUUGUUUGAUUUCUAAUGGUGAGCAAAGUUGUUGUAAUAAUAUAAUUAAACUCAGUUUUUCAUAAUUCUAAUCAGAGAAUGUUUAGAAAUACAUUUGAUAAUAAAAAUUAACGGUAAAAA